Molecule: messenger RNA, 2520 nt
Organism: Anneissia japonica
Lineage: Eukaryota; Metazoa; Echinodermata; Crinoidea; Comatulida; Comatulidae
Product: nucleolin 2-like
Exons: 6
Coding region: 223-1524 (433 amino acids)
Source: RefSeq, a predicted model, not a curated record
CACCACCACCACCACACACACACACAACCGCCACACAGCAGCAGCAGCGCGGCGAAUCACUGCUGUAACACAACAACAGACAACAGACUGUCUGGUACUGUUUUGAGGCAUCGUGAUCAGAGAAAAAUCGGGAAACCAGGACAUCUUCUGUAGGAAUGGGAAAAGUUGGCUAAGAAAUUUAUGUGAUAUCUAUCGUCUGGCUGACCUUCGACCUCUUUCAGGAUGGGUAUCAUGUGUUGUUGCUAUGUGAAAAAGAACGAUGAUUAUGAGUCUCUGAAUCAUAAAUCAUCUGUCGAAUCUCCCAGUGGACAUUCCAGGUAUGGGACAGUAGACGAUGAAGAGCAUGACAAGAUAGUUAGUGCCAGACCACCAGAAACUAAACAGGGUCAUUAUCCAAAAUCACCUCUUAAACAGAAAAUCAGCUUGCAGUCAUCAGAUUCGGAACAGAGAUCAGUGAGACAUGUUAGGAUACAUGUCUCAUCGUCCGAUUCAGAUGAGAGCGAUGAUGACUCACCUCCUCCUAUUCACAGAAGUGCAUAUUCAAGUGCCCCACCAAAGAUACACAGUGGGAAUUCAGCACCAGCUACCAAAGAACAUGCCCCAGUUAAGGCAAGUCCAUCUAUCACAAUAGAAGGAGAUGAAGAAGAGAAAGAUCAAACUCCAAAGACAAUAGCCAGUGGCCUUGCUGCUAUUCUGAAAGGUGAAGACAUUGUAUCUCCACCUACAGAAGCCACCAGAGCAGAUGGAGAAGGUGCCUCAGCUGAAUCGUCUGAUCCCGAAGACUCGACAGGAGGGCACUCCAGCAUAUCUGCUAAUCAAGCUGGUAGCUUGGAUAGCUUAGAUGACAGUGAUAAGGGAAAGAAGUCUAAAAAGUCCAAGUCAGUUGUGAGGAAGGUUGGGACAUCUAUGAAGAGGGCAAGUAGGAAGGCCAGCAAGUCCAUGCAGAAAGGGAUGGCAAAGAUGCUACAUCCAAACAAAGGAAAAGAUAGCCCAAAUGAUUCUGAGGACCAUAACAACAGGCAAUACAAAAGCAGUAUUGACGACGACCUGGACAACCAAGAUGAACCAUCUUUGACUGUACCAUCAACCAACUUACCAUCACCUGGUCCACCUACCGGUAGUCCUAGAUCCCCUCGCCCUAUCUCACCUGGCGGUCAUAGCCCGGUAUCACCUGCUCGCCAUAGGUCCUUGUCUUACGGACGCAGGAGUCCAUCUUCACCAUCUGCACAUCAGCCGCUAACGAGGAUGAGCUCGGAUAGGAUGCACUCAAAAUAUGCAAGAGAGAAAGUGUUAGAACGUGAGAAACAAUGGGGUAAGAUAGAAGCUGAAGCACAAAAUAAACAAGAUUCUCAGAAGACAAGCGCUAUUGGCCAAGCUCUGCAAGCUGCAAAUGAAAGAGGUCAGAGACUGAAGGAGGUUGAAGAAACCACAGGUAUUAUGCAUGAUUCUGCCUUCAAUUUUGCUGAAUCAGCAAAACACUUAAAAGAAAAGAAAAAAAGAAGUGCUAAAUAUACUUCCCACUAGACUUAUGCAGCUGUCAACUCAGUUUUUAGUCUGCGUAAAGGACACACCUUACAAGUAGCUAGGUACACAGCACACCUUGCAGGUAAAAGGGGAGAGGUGUAUUGUAAUAAUAAUGUAACCUCCUACAUGUGUAUAAUGUGCCAGGGAAUUAUCUGCUUUCUUGCUUUGGAGGGGAAAAAACAGUUUUAAAUUCUAUGCUUUAAGAUAUUAAAUGUAAAAAAACAGUAAAGAUUAACAAACAUUAUCAUAAAAGCUGACAUGUGCAUUCCCAAACAAAAAUAAUUUACUGAAAAACCAAGAGUCACCAAUUGGAAAGAAUUGGCAUGCUUAGCAACUUGGUGACAAUGUACUGGGUUUUGAGAUGUAUGGGUGCCUUCAUCAGCCCAACAUUUCAAACUGAAGUACUAAUUUGCAAUAUUCACAACAUGUACUGUUGCUAUUAAUAUCAUAAUUGAAUACCUUGUCCUGAAUUUGAACUGUACUUUACCAUGUUGCACAAUAUCACUUCUGUGCCUUCCAUGGCAUAGAGUGCUAUGAUGCAACAUCACUCUGGAACUCUGUCAUUGUUUUCCACUGUAACAACCUCUACUCUCAUUCAAUCAUUCCUAGUCUUCAGUGAAGACAAUAUUAGUUGAUUCUGGAAUGGUUAUUUUUUACUGACAUUGUUAGUUCAAUGAAAAAUAUUUUUAAUCAACUCAAUAUUUAAUUAAAUUCAAUAAAAACUAUCUAGCUUCAACUUAAGCUGUAAUUCCCUGGGCUGUGCAAGCUUAGAAAAUGGUUAGUACUUAGAGGUCAUUCACAAUUAUCAACAUUUUCACAAGUCUACAAACAGUACUCUUUUUUGAUAUCCCUUCCCUCAACUCUGAAAGUAUACAAAAAAUAAUGUUCAUUUUGCAAAACCAUUCUCCUUAUUUUUGUGAAGUCAAUUAAAGCAAUGUACUUGGUUGCAUAAAAAUGAAUAUUAUAUUAAUGGUUAUUUUAUAAUUUUAUCAUUGU